Molecule: messenger RNA, 1434 nt
Organism: Recurvomyces mirabilis
Lineage: Eukaryota; Fungi; Ascomycota; Dothideomycetes; Mycosphaerellales; Teratosphaeriaceae
Exons: 3
Coding region: 1-1434 (477 amino acids)
Molecular function (GO): hydrolase activity, acting on ester bonds
Source: RefSeq, a predicted model, not a curated record
AUGUAUCAAGAAGCAGUACUGGCUGCGACCGAUCCCAAUCGGAUAGCGUGGAUGGCAAGUACACCCAAUAACCUUGAUGGGAAUGGGGGCAUGAUCCUGGACAACUCUGCUACUCCUGGCUGCGAGAAGCCACACCUCAACUGCUAUCCCUUCACCUGGAAGACCGUCCCCGAGUACUGGCAGGCAGCCAAUGUCUCUUGGCAGGUCUACCAAGAUGCGGACAACUUCGAAGACAAUAUGCUCGCCUACUUCCAACAGUACCAGGCAGUGGACAACGAUACAUCAAACCCGCUGACCAAGCACGGCAACUCUUAUCCUGGACUUGACAAAUUCUAUGCCGAUGCGAAGGCAGGUACUCUGCCAAUGAUCAGCUAUAUCGUUGGUCCCGCUGAGCUGUCUGAGCAUGCACCGUAUCUACCAAGCGAUGGUGGUUGGUUGAUAAACCAGGUCGUCGACGCCGUGACCACUGGCACGUCUUACAAGGACACUGUGCUGAUGAUCAGCUACGACGAAGUCGGCGGUUACGGCGAUCAUGUCACACCCUUUCAUGCUUCGGCUGGCACAGCGGGCGAGUGGAUUGACGAUCCAUAUGGCUUGGUAGGCGAGACGCCAGUCGGUCCAGGUUUCCGCAUACCGUUCUUCGUGGUCUCGCCUUGGACCCGAGGUGGUCAUGUAUUCACCGAACAUGCCGAUCACGGCUCGCAGAUCAUGUUCGUAGAGCAAUGGCUUGAGGCACUCGGGUACAACAACAUCCAAAGCAAGGAGCUACCACCAUGGCGUCGUGAGCACAUGUCGAAUCUUGUCAAUGCCUUCGACUUUGACAAUCCCGACUACUCUCUUCCGAACGUUACUCAAGCUCCCGCUCCUCUGCGAGACCUGAGCCAACCUGAACCCACAGAUGGCCUCAUCGGAGCACUGAGUGGCAAUUACAUCGGAGCGGCGAAAUGCCAAUCCACCUACCCAAACAGCCAACCACCAGUUCCGUACGGCCCAGACAAUGCGAAUGCCAACAUGUCAGCCUUGACUGAAGAAGGUUUUAAGCCAGUCCGUGGAGCCUUGACUGAAGGCCGCUACCUGACUUUCGAGUUCGGCGGUUGGGCGUUGUCGAAUGUCAACAGCUUCGUCUCUAUCACAAAGGCAACAUCUCAGCACAACGACAUUCGUCAGCGCUGGAUACUACACCAACAAGGUGAUGGCGAUAGCAAAGUGUUCACCAUCAGCAGUGCGCUCAACGGGCAGUACAUUGGCUCUGGUCUGACGUUGGAAAGCGAAGUAGCAGUGCUGAGCAAUUCACCAUUACUGAUCUGGGAAAUGGGAAGGGGUAUACCAUGGCCAGAAGCAAUGGGCAGCUUCUUCAGCAGCUCUUGCAGACUAUCGCUUCUUUCACAGGAGGGUUGCAGAUCUUCAGCGUUACGUAUCACUCGUAGAAGUUAA